AAGUAUAGACAAGAGAAGAUAACCGUUCCGAGCCACAGUUUCCGCUCGGCUGCACCGAUGCAACCGUCCAAAUUGGAAUCAAUAAUCGCGAAGCGUCCAAAAAAGAGCGAAAAAAAUAAUUCAUCUCGCGACGAGACAAGAGGACCCGAGUUACCGACCGUCGAUCACCGGGUUCGGUCUGUCCACAGGUUCGGCCAAUCGCCGGCAGCUGCCGCGAGGGUUCGCGAUUUCGAUCGGACCGAUUGAAAACCGAAAAAUGGCGGUGAGAAAGAGGCUCCCCUUAGCUCUGGCCGCGUAAUCGUCGCGGUGAACGGGCCUCUGCUCGACAGAGGACGAUUAACACAGGCAGACGGACCGGUAAUAAUAGGGGCCAUUAUCAGAAACGGUCAGGUAGAUAAGCAAAAGCCCCCUGGUGGUGGGUUUCAGAGGGGGGUUGGCGCAGCAUGCGUUGCCCAUGGCGUUUACGUGCCCAGCAAACCAGUCGGAUGCUGUUGCUCGAGCAGCUCGGAUGUGGUCGGCGAGCAGCGACUCUUCAGGACGGUUGUUCACGCUCUCUGCUUUCUCCUCGGCGCGCGAUGUCACGCUCUCGGACUUCUCAGUCUGUUAAUUGGCCGAGCAGCAAUUAGCCCGGGGUGCGUACCCGUCGCGACCCCACGCCGUCCUCUGACAUACCCUAUAGCGUCUCGCCCUCCGGUGAAAAACGCGCGUCGGCUCCGCGUGCCAGGUUCUCGAAGAGGCGGAGAGACCUCGUGCGAGACAGGCAGCACACAGCACCGAGGAACAUCCGCCGGCUGCCACGGGACACGUCCAGGGUUGUGCGUCGCCACGAAGACUGGAUGUGACCGAGAUUACCCGCGGCGCGAGUGCAGUGGAGGCUGUGCAGGACUCGCCGAGCCGCGAGUGCCGAAUAUAUACCCGUGUGCGAAAACACCACCGUGCCCAGGCCCGACGGGAUGUCACGCUGACGGGAUUCACGAUUGGAGCCGGGAGGAGGAGGAGGUCGGCAACUGGUGUAACCAUGCUCAGAUCCUGAUCGCGGAGCAGCACGGGCCCCUCAGGGGUGGCGAGGAGGAGGCGGUGGUUCAGGGGAUCGGGAAGAUCGGGGAGCUGGAGCGCGGACCUGGAGGAGGCUGGAGAAUGAGCCUGAUCAGCAUACUACGUAGAAAUUGGGCACUUCGCGUGUCGGUGGUGCUCAACAUCUGCGUGUUGCUCUACGUGUGCGCCCACUUCGGCUCCUCCGGGCCCUGGAUCGAGGAACCGCCGACGAACUGGGCGGCGCCGUUGCAGUCCGAGACGUUCGGCGCCGUGGACCUCGUGAACGGCACGCAGAAGGGCGCCACCUCCGCGUCGGCCGUGCCCGCCACGAAGGAUGCCGGCGGGAAGGGUCCGCGAGGCGGCAACACGACCAGCCUGGCCAGGGCGAGGCUGGUCACCACGAGGCCGACGCCCAACGAGGCCAAGGGCGCCGCGUCUGUUGACAAGAACGAUCAUCGUCACAAUCUGACGGCGAAGAACGGCACGCCGAACGUCCGGCCGACGAUGAGCCUAAAGGAGGCCGUGCCCUGCAAGGAGAAGUCGCUGGAGCCGAGGAGGGCCCAACGUGGCGACUACUGGGUCCUCUACAAUUACGUGCCGAUGAGCAUGGCGGUCCGAUGCUGGGAGAGCGUGACGUACACCACGCACGCGGACUACACGUUCCUGGACAAUCUCGAGCCUCUGCUGGAACGGUGGAGGGCGCCGAUAUCGAUUGCCAUGCACGCUCCUGGCACAGACUUCCCGGCGACACUCGACGCCAUCAAGUACUCGAGAAACUGUGGCAGCCCCCUGAUCGCUCAGCUGGUCAGCUUCCACGUUUUCUUCAGCAGCAAACACGUGCCAAAAGUGGUACCCCCAAGCGAGAAAGUUAUGUCCGACACGUACAACUGCACGCUGGGGCCUCCGUGGGUGAACGUCACGCUUUCGAAGAUGUAUAAAAACGAGAAGAAGCUGCUGUACCCCGUGAACGUUGGCCGCAAUAUAGCUCGCGAGUCCGCGCCGACGUUCUACGUGUUCGCGAGCGACAUAGAGCUCUAUCCGAACCCCGACUUGCCCGCUAAGUUCCUCGAGAUGAUCAGGAGGCGAGACCAGCCGGCCCUGUACAAGCCGAACCCGAAAGUUUUUGUACUGUCCAUCUUCGAGGUGGACGAUAAGAGUCAGCCGCCGAAUAACAAAACGCAUUUGGGGCAAAUGUUGAAGGCAGGCACAGCCAUUCCUUUCCACAAGAAGCUGUGCUCCGGCUGCCAUAAUGUUCCUCGUAGCAAAGAGUGGCAGGAGGCCCCGGAGACCAAGGACCUCCACAUUUUUCACGUUGGCAAGAGGACGGGCAGUUUUGUCCACUGGGAGCCGAUUUUUAUCGGGACCAAUAACGACCCUCUGUACGACGAGAGGCUCAGCUGGGAAGGGAAGAGCGACAAAAUGACACAGGGUUACGCGCUAUGCGUCCUCGACUACGACUUCCUGAUCCUGGACAACGCGUUCCUGGUGCACCGUCCCGGCAUCAAGAUCUUCAAGAAGGAUCCGCACCGCGAGAUGCUCACCGCGAAAACGAACGCGCUGAUCAAAAAGAUCAUCGUGCCGGAGCUGAAGAUCCUUUAUGGAACGCGGAAGGGCUGCGCCGUGUAGCCCGUGGAGAACCGCAGGUGUUCCCCGUUGGAACGGCAACACCUGAGACCGGCCCUGACGUCCGGAAUGUAUCAGGCUUGGCAAAAGACGAAUGGGUACAAGCGGCAAGCUCCUUCUGAUCACGUACGCUCUGAGACACGGUGCGCCGUACAGAACCUGAAGAGCGUUCAUUGUGAUUCACACAGACGUUUGCCCUAAUUGAUGCCAAUUGAACGGUGCCGAAAGUAUAUACACACCAUCUGUUGGUUAGUCCGGCGCGGGGUGGACGCGCCCUCACCUCUCUUCAAGCAAACUGCUCUUAAUCGUUAGUUCCUGCGACGAGUUACAAUGCCACACUCCUCCUUCGUUUCUCAUCACCGACUUCUUCGUAGUACAAAAGUGUGAUGACAGAGCCUAAGGACAGAGACGAUGCGCCAUGGCAUCACGUGUGCAGUUUCUAUGGUGUGCGAGUGUAAGAAAUGCUCUUCAAAAGAUGUUCUUCUCCGCUACGAAAGAUUCUCAAUAUUGUAUUUUUCAGCACAGACGCGUCAGCAACGUUGUACAUAAUAGUGUUUGAAAUAGUGUCUCUCGGUGUGUACAGCUGCUGCAAGCUCCUCCUCUAGCUUUUCGUUUUCAGUGUGCAUUUCGUCUCUCAUUCCACGUUGCGCUUUCUUUCCGGCAGAACGCCACCACCAAGCAUCGAAUCGUGCUCAAGGUAAUUGGUGCCACGGACAAAAGGGUAGAUCAUCGUAAUCAUGAAAUUUUUACCAAGUGUUUCAUCAUUCCUCCGAUCGAGAAUCAUCGUUCAAACUCAUUGCGUCCAAUUACUUUGAGCAAGGUAAACUUAAUAU
Messenger RNA from Megalopta genalis, 3491 nucleotides. Its product is annotated as beta-1,4-glucuronyltransferase 1. NCBI's taxonomy places the organism in Eukaryota, Metazoa, Arthropoda, Insecta, Hymenoptera, Halictidae. The record is from RefSeq and is a predicted model, not a curated record.